This is a messenger RNA of Aspergillus tanneri, 1092 nucleotides long. Its product is annotated as glycoside hydrolase family 16 protein. Gene Ontology annotation, cellular component: fungal-type cell wall. Lineage: Eukaryota; Fungi; Ascomycota; Eurotiomycetes; Eurotiales; Aspergillaceae. Gene Ontology annotation, molecular function: glycosyltransferase activity; hydrolase activity, hydrolyzing O-glycosyl compounds. The coding region runs from base 1 to 1092 and encodes 363 amino acids. The record is from RefSeq and is a predicted model, not a curated record. The transcript is spliced from 2 exons. Gene Ontology annotation, biological process: fungal-type cell wall organization; carbohydrate metabolic process.
AUGUCAUUCCUUUGGCGACUAGCCUUCUGGGCCAUCACCAUCGGCUCCGUCCUGGCGCAGACCUUCACCGACUGCGAUCCUCUCAAGAAAGACUGCCCGGCGGCGCCGGCUCUCGGCACCAACCACACAUGGACAUUCAAUCAGACCCUGGAUGAUACGAUCUGGAACGUCACUAAUGGUCGUAUCUACAACACCGAGGAUGGCGCCGAAUUCACCAUCAAAACGAAAAUGCAGUCCCCUACGCUCCAAUCGAACUUCCACAUCUUCUUCGGUAUUGUCGAGUCGCACGUGAAAAUGGCCAAAGGAAACGGGAUCAUCAGCAGCGUGGUCAUUCAAUCUGCCGACCGCGACGAGAUCGAUUGGGAAUGGAUCGGUUCCAACACCGGCGAGGUGCAGUCCAACUACUUUGGCAAGGGUAACGAUUCCUCGUUCGACCGCGGUGGGAAACACAGCGUGGCCAAUGCCGACUCCGAGUUCCACAAUUACACGACCUUCUGGAGCAAGGAGAAGCUCGAAUGGUGGAUUGAUGGCGGUCUCGUACGCUCGUUGAAAUAUGAGGACGCCUUGGGUGGCAAAAACUUCCCGCAAACUCCUAGUAAUGUUCGAUACGGCAUCUGGCCGGCCGGUGACUCCGGUAAUAAGAAAGGAACCAUCGAGUGGGCAGGCGGUGAGGUCGACUACAAUGCUGGCCCGUACACAAUGGUGGUGCAGAAAGUCCGCGUCCAUGACUUUCAUACAGGCAAGGAGUAUGAAUACACUGACCACUCCGGCUCAUGGGAAAGUAUCAAGGUUGUCGAGGGUAAUUCAACCGCUGUCGAACAGAUUAACAAGCCACCGCCGAAGUCAAUGUCGGAGAAGUGGGCCGAACUGCCCACUGCCGCCAAGGUUGGAAUCUACUGCGGAGCUGCAGCCGGCGGAGUCAUUCUCAUCGUUGGUUUCAUCUUCUUUUUCUUGCGGCAGCGCAAGAGGGGUCGUCUCGAGCAUGCGCUCCAUGACGCCAAAUGGAGCACGGAUCGGACCGAGAUGAACAAUUUCCAAUUGGACUGGAAACAAAGCGAAUGGAAGCAUAGGGGAUACAAACCGGUAGCGUAG